Molecule: messenger RNA, 2626 nt
Organism: Ostrea edulis (European flat oyster)
Lineage: Eukaryota; Metazoa; Mollusca; Bivalvia; Ostreida; Ostreidae
Exons: 11
Coding region: 161-2530 (789 amino acids)
Source: RefSeq, a predicted model, not a curated record
AACUCAACAUUUAGUAGGGUUAAUACAUCAGAACCAGUGACAAUUACGUACGUUUCUAUACUGUUGAAUGAAAAUCAUGAACCCAUACACUUGCCUGCUCUGCAUUCAUUGUCUAUAACAGUACAUAAGAAUCCAUAUUGGUGAAACAACCUAUGGAGAAAUGAUGAAACGGAUAAUUAGUUUUAUAUUUAUAUCACUGUUUCGAGAAACAUUGUUACAAGUUAUAAGCUCUUCACAUGUUCAUUCCUCCUCUUUCAUUACUUCGGGUAACGGACAACAAGGAUUUUCUAAAUCUACAUCAUUCGAAGGAUCAAAUCAUGCACAUACUUUUAAAUCUGUCGGAAAAGCGCCUGUCUUGCAACCAAAUCCUUCCUUUGCAACCCGAAAUUCUGGAAGACGCAAUGGAAAACAGAAUGGACCUUUCAAUUCUGAUUCUGUUGGUGGAGGUUUUACACAUAGUUUUGUGUCUACCGGAAGUGCAUCAGAAGCAGCACAAUUGAUGUCUCAACAAGAUCACUUCCCAAAUCAGGGACACCCUAUAGUUCAGGCCCCACAGGGACAAUUGGUAAUUCAUGGUCAGCAGGUACCCUCAACAUCAUUUCACGCUCAAAAGAGACACCAGAUAAUCCACGCUCAAAAUGGACCCCAGAUAGAUAACGCUCAAUCUGGAAUCCCAUUUAUUCAUGGUCAACAUGGUCCCUCAAUGUUUCACGUCCAACAAGGACAUCCAGUACAUCAUAGAACCAGGGAAUCACAAUCAAUGCAUGGUCACCGAGGGCUACAGACAGUGCAAGAACAAGAACAUCGGGCUAUUCAGGAUCAAGCGAGGACAGAUUUUCAGGGGCAUCAGGUAGCUGAAGGACAGCAGAACCAUCAUACAAUAGAGAUACAUAAUGCACACACACCGGUUGAGAGUCAUCAAAUUCAUCAUACCAAAGGUAGCCAUUCGUUCAGUACAACAAACGUAGGACCGAUAUUUUCAUCACAUGUUAAUUCUCCAAGUCAAAUCUUGAAAACCAUAUCAACAGCAAAUACUGGUCAAAUGGGAGAGAACAAUCCAGACGCCAUCUUUAUACCACAGUCAUUUGGAAGCCAUCCUUUUCCAAGGAAUUUCAUCCUUCCUAAAAGGCAUCGAGAACACAAACCACUCCAACAUGAGGCCAUUAAUAUGUUACAAACAGAAUUUAAAACCGAACAGCAAUCAGCAAAGGGUCACCAAUUCGACAAUACGCAUGGCAUACAUCCACCAGAUCGUACAGAUAAUCCCCAAGAACGUAAUGGAAAUGGUAAUCCAGAGUCAUCACAUAAUACCAAUAAGAAUCCACAGUCAUCACAGAAUAACUUAUUUGGCUUUGCAUCGUUGGAUAAUCCACACUUUAGAGAUGGGGGAUUUCAUCAUGGAGGAAUUCAAAACGUAACAACAUUACAUGGUCCUAUGCAGUUUGGAAACGGGUUGGCUCAGUUAGGAUCCAGUCAUAGAGACAGCGAGAUUGUUACAUGCACGGAAGAGUACAAGAAGUUUCCUAACCACACAAUGUGCUUAGUGGAUAAAACAAGUCUUAAUAUUUCCGGUGUGUCAGAAUCUGAGAGGUUAGAAAUACUCAGAAUGCAUAAUAACUUUCGGGGUACAGUGCUACCAGAGGCGUCUGAUAUCUUCACAAUGAGAUGGGACGACAGACUGGCGAUAGUAGCACAGAAAUGGGCAAACCAGUGUAGCAGGUUCCAUGAUAAAAUGAGAGCUGUGCCCUCACUAGGAAAACAUACAUUGAUUGGUCAAAAUUUGGCGGGAGGAUUUUCCAACUGGUCAUCUGUUCUGAAUGAAUGGUGGAAUGAACAUACUAUUUGGCAAUAUGGCAUUGAUCCCAACACUUACAUUCCAGAGAUCAGUGAUGUUGCUGAAACAAUUGGUCAUUUCAUACAGAUGACGUAUAACGCCACUUACAUGGUUGGGUGUGGAUACGCGCAAUGUGACGGCAGUCGGUAUGAGCGAUAUUAUGUAUGCAACUACGCACCAGGACUAAGGAGUUUUAAACAUCCCUUUACAAUCGGAGACCGGUGCAGGGCGUGUCCUCAUACUUGCAGGAAUGGAAAAUGUGACUGCGGGGACAGGGUCUGCAAUAACGGAGGCACUCUCAACAAGGACAACUGCCUAUGUGACUGUGGACCACUGUAUGCCGGGCCCAGCUGUGAUAUCCUCAGGUGUCCGUUUAAUGAUAAGCCGGAAUGCGGGGUGCAAUACCAAAAAGAACACUGCGUGGUCCUCCCCAAGGCCAACCAGGACUGCCCUUACAUGUGUGGACGCUGUGCUGCAGGACACGAUUUCUGUGGCGGAAGGGUAUGUUACAAUGGUGGAGUGCUGAAAGAAAACACAUGUCGAUGUUCCUGUUCCCCUCCAUACACUGGCGACACAUGUCAAGCAAACUGUGGGGUAUCGGACGAUGAAUUCUGCCGUCGCUGGCCGGACGUCUUCUGUCACUGGGACACACAUAUCCAAACAAGGUGUCCUCACAGAUGUAAUAUUUGUCCUUAAAAGUAAAAAAAAAAAAAAAACAUUGUCAAAAUAUGUCCAUAGAUAUGAACAAUAGAAAAAUAUAGCGUAAUGAAUAAAUCAAUACUGUUUACUGUU